UUCUCAACAACACGGCCGGUCAGCGCCUCCGCCCACCUCCAAUGUUUUCGUCGUCACAUCCCUCCUGUUCACAGGGGGAAUGUCGGCUGUGCGCGUGUUAAAAAUAACCCCAUCAUCUCCUCUUCUCCUGGUUGACGCUCCUCUCUGGGUCACUCGCAGCAUUCAGUGGCUUCACUGGUCAGCAGCAGGAAUAUGCGAAGAUGGCCACGGAUCUGGGCGAGCUCCUGGUGCCGUACAUGCCUACCAUACGGGUGCCGAGAUCAGGAGACAGAGUGUACAAGAGCGAGUGCGCCUUUUCCUUCGACUCUCCGGAAUCAGAAGGAGGGUUGUAUGUGUGUAUGAACACAUUCCUGGGCUUCGGAAGAGAACACGUGGAGAGACAUUACCGCAAAACUGGACAGAGUGUGUACAUGCACUUAAAACGUCAUGUGAAGGAGUGUUGUUGCUUGCCACAGAAAGCCACAGGUGCUGCUGGGGGUGCUGUGCCAAGAAGACGGAAUGGAAAAAUAUUUUUAGAUUUAGAACUUAACCGUGACUUUAACGGGGAUGAUUAUGAAUAUGAAGAUGAAGCCAAGCUUGUCAUAUUCCCAGACCACUAUGAGAUCCCUUUACCAAAUAUCGAGGAGUUGCCUGCUCUGGUGACAAUUGCUUGUGAUGCUGUACUUAAUGCUGUUUCUGCAUACAAAAAGCAAGAGCAGGAUUCAUGGGAGGAGGAGCUUCAAGUGUCAAAGCAUGCCAGAAGUCUCAGACAACAAGAGAACGGGGUUCGGAUUCCUCCAAGUGGCUGGAAGUGUGCCAAGUGUGAAAUGCGAGAGAACCUGUGGCUCAAUCUGACAGAUGGCUCGGUCCUCUGUGGGAAAUGGUUCUUCGAUGGAAGUGGUGGGAACGGACAUGCCCUCGAGCACUACAAAGAAACCAAAUUCCCACUAGCAGUCAAGCUUGACACCAUCACCCCAGAUGGAGCAGAUGUUUACUCCUUCGAUGAAGAAGAGGCAGUACUUGACCCUCACAUAGCAGAACACUUGGUACACUUUGGAAUAGACAUGCUAAAGAUGCAAAGGACGGAGAACGGCCACCACACAGACAACCACGUUCAGCCUCGAGCCACGGAGUGGGAGGUGAUUCAGGAAUCUGGCCUUAAGCUGAAGGCAGUCUACGGUUCAGGGUACACGGGCAUCAGAAACCUGGGCAACAGCUGCUACCUCAGCACCACUAUGCAAGUGCUCUUCAGUAUCCCUGAGUUCCAGAGAGCGUAUGUUGGUAAUCUACAGAGAAUAUUUGACUACUCACCCCUUGAUCCUACCCAAGACUUCAGCACACAGAUGGCCAAACUGGGUCAUGGACUACUUUCAGGCCAGUAUUCCAAACCGCCAGUCAAAUCAGAACUCAUUGAACAGGUGAUGAAAGAAGAAUACAAGCAGCAGCACAGAGGGAUUUCCCCCAGAAUGUUCAAGGCUCUGGUCAGCAAGGGCCACCCGGAGUUCUCCUCAAACAGACAGCAAGAUGCCCAAGAAUUCUUCCUGCAUUUUAUUAACCUGGUAGAGAGGAAUAGCGCUGGCUCAGAGAAUCCCAGCGACGUGUUCCGCUUCAUUGUAGAGGAGCGUAUACAGUGCUGCCAGUCACAGAAAGUGCGUUACACACAAAGAGUGGACUACCUUAUGCAGCUCCCUGUGCCCAUAGAGGCCGCCACUAACAGAGAAGAGCUUAUGGCAUAUGAAAUUAAGCGGAAAGAUGCUGAAGAAAACUUACACACUCCUCCUGAUCCGGUGAGGGCCCGUGUUCCCUUCACUGCCUGCCUACAAGCCUUUAAUGAGCCUGAGAACGUUCCGGACUUCUGGAGCUCGGCACUGCAGGCCAAGUCAGCCGGAGUGAAGACUUCUCGUUUUGCAUCUUUUCCUGACUUCAUGGUUGUACAGCUGAAAAAGUUCACAUUUGGAGUCGACUGGGUUCCUAAAAAGUUAGAUGUUUCUGUAGAGAUGCCUGACUUUAUGGACUUGAAUUGGCUGCGAGCUACAGGGCUACAAGCGAGUGAAGAAGAGCUCCCUGACCUGACACCUCCUAUCGUCAUUCCUGAGGACACAAGAGACAGCUCAGUGAAUAAUUCUUUGGAAUCUCCGGAAAUAGAUGAGGCCUCAGUGAUGCAGUUGGCAGAAAUGGGCUUCCCUCUGGAGGCCUGCCGGAAGGCCGUGUACUACACUGGGAACAUGGGAGCUGAAAUGGCCUUUAAUUGGAUCAUUGCUCACAUGGAGGAGCCAGACUUUGCCGAGCCCCUUGCAAUUCCUUCAUACAUGGAGGCAGACCUUCCCAGCGCCAGCUUUCCUACUGCCAGCCCUCUGGAUAACCAGCCUCCUGAAGAAAGCAUCUCCAUCCUCACCUCCAUGGGCUUUCCCAGACAUCACACCAUUCGAGCCCUGAAGGCCACAAAUAAUAACCUGGAGCGAGCGUUAGACUGGAUCUUUACACACCCAGAGAGUGAGGAGGAGAGCGAGGCCAUGUCUGACAUGGUGGACACAGAGCCCAACGAUACGAGUUUCUCAAAUGCCAACACACACAGUGACUCCACGCUGUCCCCGGAGCAGGAGAUGUCUAGUCCACGUGUACGAGAUGGCCCUGGACGGUAUGAACUCUUUGCCUUCAUAAGUCACAUGGGAACAUCAACAAUGUCAGGUCAUUAUGUAUGUCAUAUCAAAAAGGAAGGAAGAUGGGUCAUUUACAAUGAUCAUAGAGUAUGUUUGUCGGAAAGGCCUCCAAAAGACUUAGGUUAUAUUUACUUUUACCGGCGCUUGCCCAGCUGCUAGAUUUGGACUUUAGAGAGUAGAGCCGCACUGCCUGCAAGGCACAGACGAGGAGGAGGAUAUUACUGACAAUGCAGGAAACCUGGGAGGUGUUCACACUGUAGAGAAGGAGAGGAGUCAUCUCAAACCCUGCAAAGACCUGCAAAGAAAAAAAAAAACUCAUCCAGUACAGACACGGUGAAAUGGACGGAAUGAAUGUGAUUAAUAAUCUGUAUGUUUCUUUACUGUUGGUUUGCUGAGAGUAUAUACUGUACUGGUCAUACGGAGCGAUGUGUGCCAUUUCAAAUAUGCAGAAUUAUGUUCUAAUAAUAUACACAAACACACACUAAUUUGUUUUCUCUUUCAAUGCCUUGAGCAAAAAUACUAUGCCAGUAUUUUCAAGCGAUACCUUCUUUUCGAAAAUGGAAAGAUGAUUCUUCCUAAAUGUGGACGUAUCGCUACUGCCAGCCCUGAUUCAUUCCAGGUUCAAUUGAUGUUCUUGGAAUUACAUUUUGAACGAACACUGGAACACAUUACUGUGUUAAAAAACAUUUGGAGGUUCUCGGAAAUUUAUGAAGUAAAGUGGAAUUAAGGUAACGUAAUAUCAUGCACAAAUACGCACAAACUUAAAGUAUUGGGCAAAGUAAAAAGAAUUGUGAAGUUUAAAAGCAUCCAUGUUGGGAGAAAGUUUGUUUUUGUAGGGAUUAAAUAUGCACUGUUACAAUAUCUUUAUAUAUCCUUGAUCUUUUGGGGUAAAAUUAUUCAAGAAGAUUUAUAUUCAGUCUUGUAAAACUUCAGCACAACUAAAUACAAUACAUUUAUUAUGUAGUUUACACCAUUGGUCAGAGUUACAAGACAAGACUGAUGUACCAAUGAUUUGUUUUGUGCAAUAGUUAAGUGCUUUAUACUCAUUGCCUUGUCCAGGUUCUGUUUUUCUUAUUUUCUUCUCAAUUACAUUAACAGACCAUUUGUAUCCAAUAAAUAAGCAAUAUAUAUAUAGUGACUAGUGGAUUCAACUUCAUAACAUCAUAUGCAGCAUCAUACAUCAAACCUGGAUCUCAGAUCCUUGGGUGAUGUGAAUGUGGAAUGUACUCUCUAUGGUGCUCAAUAAUACCAAAUCUCUUACAUUUUUAGAUGUUUUCAUGUCCCCCCCCCCCCCCGAAAUUCCUCACUGAAGCAUAGAGCCAUGCAUAUGAGAAAUCAUUUUCUUUUCUUUCUCUAUUUUUUUUUUUAUUACCCCAACUACUUACACAUUUUUCUGUAGGACAUUUAUACCAGAAAAAACAUUACUUGUUGACUGUUUUAAUAUAGCAGCGUUUUUCUUGUUUCUCUCACUUUCUCUCUCUUCUCUUUCAAACUGGAGUUAAAGGAAACGUGAUGCUGUAUGACUGCACUCUUCCUGUUGGCCUUUUUUUUUCUUUUCAGAGUGUGAAAGACGAUGCUUUGAACACCUCCUUUUAAAGCAGGCCUUCGUAUUAUCAGCUUGCGCGCUACAAUCCAAAAUGUACAAGUUAGCUAUUCGAUAUUUUUGAAAUGUAUAGUAGAACUUUUGUGGUUCAUCUGUUUCUUCAUGUUUUUCAAAGAACUGAAUGUCAAAUGGUACAAAGUUUUUAUUUUCUUUUUUUCUUUUUGCAAAUGAGUGUGCCAAUCCUAUGGUUAUGCAAAUUUACACACCGUUCUUUUGUAAUGGAUCUUCCUAUCCUAAUAUUGCAUACAACAGAACAUUAUGGGGGCAAAUGUGUUCACGAGAACUGUCUGUCCAAUAACACUAUUGACUGGAAUAUUAAAUAAACCAAAUCACAUGA
Molecule: messenger RNA, 4579 nt
Organism: Hemibagrus wyckioides
Lineage: Eukaryota; Metazoa; Chordata; Actinopteri; Siluriformes; Bagridae
Gene: usp13
Product: ubiquitin specific peptidase 13
Exons: 21
Coding region: 201-2798 (865 amino acids)
Biological process (GO): protein deubiquitination
Molecular function (GO): zinc ion binding; protein binding; cysteine-type deubiquitinase activity
Source: RefSeq, a predicted model, not a curated record